AGUUUUACACGGUUGCAGUUCUUGUUGUCCAGUGAAACAAGUAGAUGUAGGUGAAUGUUGGAGUUUGAAAUUCCCAUACCGCGCUUCACGUUCCCCUUUCUUGUGACCUUAGUUUGGGUCCAGCCUAUGUCGCUUGCGACCACGUACUAGUUGUAGACAUACAGGAAAAUAAAAAUUAUGAUGGGUGUUGCAAGAACGUCAAAAAAUCUUCCGCCACUGGCGGUCGCUACUUCCAUCAUCUUCAUCUGCCAGCACAGCUAUGUCAGGGCUUUGAGCUACCAACCUUCCUCACUCCCUGGAGGUGACAUCAGCGGGCAAGAAAAACCACAAGACGCAGCAGAUGUGCUGACCACGCCCCGACUACGCGGCGGAGCUGGUACCGGGACAGCGGAUCGCGUUUUAGUGGCGCCUUACGAGGCCGCGGACUACCAGCAGGAGGUGGAGUAUGCCCAAGAUGGCGACGCUGCGUUUUCCCCGGAGUCGGCACUGCUCGAGGCCGUGCCGGUGGACCUACUCGCUGGCUUUUUCGGGAAUCGGGGAGGUCAAGCACCAAUCUGGGUGCCGGGACUGUAUAGCGUUCUCAAACGUUUUUACACUCUCAGCUGUAGUUACACGGAUAAUGUGUCACGCAAAACUACCUGAAGCCGCCAAAUGAGCAAGCUGCUUCGCAUGACAAAUUUAUGAAGGGCUAAAAAACACGUAUCUAAAUCAGUGCCAAAUCAAGCUUCCCCCUUCGACUGUAACUGUUGCUGUCCUUGCAUUACAUGCAACAUAUCAUUAUCAUGUAACAGUUGAGAAUGUAUUAAUAACGUUUGAGAACGCCAUAAAAUGCCACCAGGCUUGGAGGGGUUGCUUCUGCGGCAGGCAGCAGGAAGCGGGGCUCCACAGGUCGUUCAUAUGUCGUUUGUAUUUGAUAGGGUUUGACUUCCUUUACUGCAGCAGAUCUGUACGUUUCUUGUCCAUUCUUUUUUUUUUUGAUUUGCACGACCGUGGACAAAGAACGCUGCGGCCACCGUGUCGUGUAGUGCUGCCGACGCUCGUGCUUUUUUGCUGCUACAAUUCCUGCGACCAUUGCACGACGAAUAUUAGAACGCAGUUUUUUUACUAUCUUGGGUUGUAUGUUCUUGCAACUACACGGAACCUACACCAAGAUGAAGAUCAAAGUCAUUAUCAUUAAAAAUAAAAAUGCACGAGAAUUAUAGCAGUUAUGCUUUGGCGAGGCUUCGGCUUCGGCUUCUCUCGACUUCUAAAGCAGAAAGCUAUAGCUAAAGGACAGAACUAGAAGUUCCACCAGCUCUGCUGGUAGUUGUUGGCUGUAGUUACCGUCACGUGCGAAGACCAUGUUGGAAAGCCAAAUUGUUUUACUCCACUACAGGUUGCAGCCUUCGAUCCGCGGGUGCACCACCAAUGCAAGCAGCUGGACGAACAAGGCCACUUCGGUAUGCAGCUGACAAAAUUGUGUACCAGCCCCAGCAUAGUCUGUCAGCAAGAUAGGAAUUAUAUUGCUACACAGGUCAAGCAACUUGAACUUGCAACUUGUGAAGCCCCUCCCGCCAUGACAGCCUACUGCUUGUGAGUAGGUAAGUUGGCCGUAGCGCAAUCACAAACUCACCGAUCUCCUAUGUUAAUUAGAGCAGGAAAACUUUGAGAACACUUCAGCGAAGACAGAUCUGGCCUGCUGGGUAGGGGUACUACGUUUUUACCUUGGAUUUUCUGCCCGGAAACGACAACGGGACUCGACGACGUUACGGCGCUGAACGAGAUGGCGAAGAAGCAGAACCCCGCGAUGCGGCACAUGCCCGACCUGAGCGCGCUCGCCUUGAGCGUAUCAAGUGAAAAAAGUGUCUGGGUCUGGAAGAAUACAAACUUGUGAUGCGCAUUUCAGAACACAGAAAAAUCCUUCAUGCAUAGGCAGCAAAAGUUGCCCACUUUCUGUCACCAAAAUCAGGGAUUUGUCAUGCGGAUUCGGCAUUGCGAACGCUUCUCGAAACCUGUGAUGCUAGAGCUUCCACGCCAGACCUUCUGCGUCAUGCAAAAACAGCGCGACUCUUCCAGACCCAGACACUUUUGCAGUUGAUAGAGCGUCGGGAGUACCCAUGCCUACGUCGUACACACCGGCGUUAUGCGCGCGCUGGUGCGGCAGCGCGAUUACGAGCUAGUGCAAGGGCCGCUUACGACUACCGACGCCGCUAUCCUGGAAAACCGAUGGGGCACCGAUUUCAUCCUCAAAUCCUACCCCGCGUACGUGUUCGGCGCUUCAGGCGGAUCUUGGUUCUUGAGCGCGUUUUUCUACAGCAGCGAAGAGAACAACUCGGAUCAAAGUCUGUUGGACGGGGACGAAUUUGGAGUGCUUUACGGGCGGGAUCUGCAGCCCAGUUUUACCGACCCGGCUACCGUGUGGAGCGCGUUCACGCAGCGUCACGGCGCCGGACCACUACACGACUCCAAGCACGUCCUGAAGACGGGCGCGGGCGUGCUCGACCUGUUUCUCACCACCUCGCACCAGCAGGGGCUAGACGGCACGGGGCGCGAGAUGUCCGCCGACAUGCUGAUGGAGGUUUUCAUGAAUGCGAAAAAGUACGGCGGCCUGGCCCGCGUGUGGGCCAACUUUGUGCACCGCACGUACUUCCAGGGGCUAGAGCAAACCACCGACCCCACCGCGGUGCUGCCGCUCUUUGAAUUUUCCGCGCCGCCGGACCAACUGCUGCGCAACAACACCCUGCUGCCGUACGUGAUCACGACCGUGACGUUGAUGCGCGACAUGGACUGCGCGCACCACUCCUGCAGAGACGACAUGCCCUUCCUCGUGCAAGAGCACACCCCCUACGGGGUCGGGCAGCCGAACCUCGGUGACAACGAGGGCAUCUACGGCUUUUUCCCAAGGCAGUGCCUGCAGCUCACCGCGGCCCCCCGGCUGGCCUACCGGCACAUGACGCCGGCCUGGUCCGCCGCCUGGUCGUCGACUGUGCUGUCCGGACCGGUGGACGGACUGGUCCACAAAAUCAAUAGCCCCUUCUAUCCUGAGUAAAAACGUCCCCACCUCCCCAUAGUCCUCAAGAUGCAAAAAAAUCUGCUACGCAAAUCCCUAAGCUUUGGCUGUCGCGCAUGAGAAAUUUUUUGGGUUCGCAGUGUAGUCGUGUUUGGCUAGUGCAGCGGCAUCACAGAUCCGCUUUGUCAUGCUGAUUCGAGCAUCGCAAAGAAAUCUCAAGUCACCACUAGAAAACGCCUCUCAUGUGUCUCCGCAUGAGACAGAGCGCUUUCCUUUUAUUUGCGCACGCAGAUUUGCAUUACAACUUUGGGCCUGGGGCGGGGGCGGGGACGUUUUUACACAGGAUACUUUCAUCCGGGCCAUGGCGAAAGACCUGCCAAAAAUUAUCACACAGAAAUAAGCUGGCAGGGCAUAUUUGUAUAUGCAAAAAUAAAUACACAAAAAAAUCUGCGCUGCAUAUCCGAAACAGCAUGCUAUGGGGCCACCCAUGACAAAUUUCUGUGUGUGUUUAUUUUUGCAUUACAAAUGUGCCCUGCCCGCUUUUUUCUCUGGGAUAAAAAUGCUCACCUACACCGUUCAGACUGCGGAAAACUCAGGUAUGAUUCCGGACUUUUCAGUAUCACGUUUUCCACUUUGGUGAAGCUUCUAUAGUUUAAAAAAAAAUCCGAUGCUUUGAUGUUUUAUUUGUGUGUGGCGGAUCGAUGGAAAAAGCUUGGUCUACUACUUCCAGGUUUUGAAAGCGGUGCUUCGUUCUCGGGUUGUUGUACUUCUAGAUCAACUUAACAAAACAUACAAGCAAGGUCAAUAUGUAAAAACGCAACAAAUAACAAAGCGAGCAACACGACUGCCACCUCUAGAUACUCCUUCAAUUGCGGAGGCAAACCGGUUAUGCAUUGCAAAAGCAUCGUACUAAUACAAAUCGCAAUACAAGUUUUUUCAGAAGGAAAAAUGGAGUUUGUAAUGCUGAUGUUACUAAGAAACAAGAUUUGUCAUGCAUGGUUUUUUUUUUUUCAUUGGGCCCCGCUAUUUUUCGCAUAUAAAUUCAUCACUAAAGCUAGGAGGAUUUGUCAUGCAUGAUUGCAAUUAGUACGAGUACGAUACUUUUGCAAUUCAUAUCGGUACCUAGUCGGGGACGGGGGGAAUGCGGAUUCUACCAGCGUCCCGACCGCGUUGCGGCGCGGCAUGAAACGUAUUGUCGCAGUGCUCGCAAUAUCAAAUACAAUUGUAUCGUACUAGAACUAGUAUGAAUGCAUUACAAAUUUCCUCAGCAUGAGAAAUAGAAUUUGUAAUGCGGAUGUAUCUUAACAAAAAAAUUUGCAAUGCAUGAUUGCAAUACGAGUGUCAUACAUUUGCAAAGCAUACGCAAACGACGGCGGAUUGAAUGCGGAUUUGCACGGGUACGCGAAUCUGUCGGAGAGCCAGAAACGUCCCAUCGAGAAUUGGAGCUACUCCUCCUGCGACGAGGAACUGGUGCAGCAGGUGCCCUAUCAACUGCAAAUGUGUCUAGCUCUGGACGAAGGAUCCAGCUUGUGAUGCUGUCUUUGGAUUCUAAAAAAAUCUGUAAGUAUUGGAUGACCAGCAAGAGGAAUCCAGUUUGUGCUACGUGAAAAGGGUCUCCCUCAUGCGGACUAGACAUCAGGAAGCUUUUUCAAAAUCUGUGAUGCUAGGGCAGGCAUUUCAGGCGUCACGGUUCAUGCAAGAUAUGCCUGACAAACCUGGCAAUACCAAUAUUAUUCCAGACGCAGACAUAUUUGCACUCCAUAUGCCCAUCAGUCUGCGGGCCUUGUUUGGUUACACCGACAAUCACGUGGAUCCGAACACGAGCGAGUCUGAAAAGCUGGUAUUUAUUUUUUGUCAAUGUCAUGCAGUAGCAGUACUACUAUCGUAUCUCUGGCCGCUCCUGGUGCUGGUGGUCAUGGUAUCUAUAAUUAAUCACAAAUUAAUUUUAAUACUUGUUCAACAAUGUUGAAGAUGGUGCCUUCAUCCACUAUUGGCUUUUCAAUUUCAAUUUUGCAUAGUAGCGAAUUUUUGACGGACCACGAUGACGACGAUGAUCACGCCGCCACGGAGGUAGUUUUUCUGCGAAGGCGAAGAUGAACAAAUGUUGAAAUAUGAAAAUCAAAAUUCUUUUAUAAUUCAGUUUGAGAAGUUCGGCAUGGUCUACACGAAAAACCAAGUUUUCGCCAAGGCUGACCUUUGUCCCGUGGUCCGCUGGCUCGUCGCGAUCCGAGAAAAGAAUGGCUACGUCGCGACCUUCGAACUCACCACGGUCCGAAACGACCACUUUGGGAUUCCAGAGGGACACGUCGUGGUGAUCACCUUCAUGAUAGGCAGUACAAACUUCCCGAUCACCCCCCCCGUGCAUGAUCUACAACAUGAACGAAAUGCAUCACAAAUUUCGCCAAAAAACUUGGCGCAUGCUUUGUCACUUGUUAUGCUGAACAGGCUCGAAAAGGCCGGUUUUGUCAUGCAGAAACAGCAUUGCAAACGUAGUACAGGAAAUUUUUUACUGUGGAUACAUGCUGCUGUUCCACAUUUUGCCCCCCGCGCCGACCCAGGGGGCUCUGAAUCUCGCCGUGCCGCCCGGCUACGCGGCUUGGUUCCAGCGCGGUGGCAUCGGCGACCAAAUCGAAACCUUCCCCGUCGACGUCUCGGGCGACCGAGACAGCAAAGACGAACGUACAACGUGGUGCUUCAAAAAUUUAAUUUUUAUUUGUGGUCUCAUUAGAUAUAGUUAUAGAUUUGAAUUUGAAACAGAAACGCGGAACUACCUUUAAGAAAAGCGAGCUGCACGAUCCUUUUGCAAUGCAUAAAAUCAAAAAUAAAUAUAAAACGCAGGCGGUGAAGAGAUGCGAAAGGGCAUGGCCGCUCAGAUCUUUGAAGAUUCUGACGAGGCCGCGGCCGACAAAUUGGGAGGAGCGCCGGAGGAUCCUCAGACACAGGCUGCACACGCGGCGAUGGAACGCAUCCGCCUUGUUCCGCAAGAAAACCUGCCGAAAAUCCAGAUGCAGCUGCACGCCGCCACCAGCGUAUCCAGGGAAAAAACUGUAAGUGUAACUCUGUAGGAAGAGGAGCAUCACAAAUUCGUUUUGCAUUACAGGGGAAACCUGUGAUGCGCAGCUACUACGUGGAAACGCGUAUGAACAAAGUGGUCUAUGACGCACAUCCAGCACGACAAGCGGAACUCUUUCGCAUUUUCUGCAUCACAGACUUACACUUAUGCAUUUUUUUUCUCGCAUACAGCGUCCACUGGGUCGAGGACGUCGUCGUCAACAGUGCGCUAUCCUGUGCAAAAGUUGUAUCGUACUCGUACUUCUUCUAAGUGCGUUCAUGCAUUACAAAUCUUUCUUUCAAGGCAACUCCGCAUUACAAAUUUUAAUUUGUAACGCUAAGUCAAUUUGUAAUGCAUAAAUACGAGUACGAUACUUUUGCAGUUCAUAUGCGCCGAAAUUCGCGCGGGCCUAUCUGAAAUCGCACAUGGCCAGUUGGAUCGCACUGCACCCGGACAACGAGAAGCACUUUCUGUUCGACAUCGCUGCGGUGAAAUCGCAGGUGCGCUCGGGGGUUGCCGUCAUCGUCAACGGGCACCUUGAGGUGGAAAAGGCCGCUGCGUCGUCGAUAGUGCCAACCGCGUCGUCGAUACUGCCAACCGUGUCCUCGGCUUUGUCGACAGUGUCAAAUGUCGUGUCACAACUGCCAGGUUGGCACUAAGUGCAGUAUCUCUUGUUACAAGUAAGUUUACAAGUACAAGAAGUUGUCUCGUCAGAAGUUUUUCAAUUGUUCUCGCAAGAAUAUUGUCAGAUCACAAAGAAAUCAGAAUCACUCCGCUAUUUACCUCAUGAGCAAAUUCAUUGAAAUUCAAGAUCAUCGGUGUCAAAGAACUCGAAAAAUAUCCUCAAACCGCUUGUAAUUGAAUGGCGGCGUCGACAUGCCUUGUCUAUUUUAUAUUUAUAUGUUUGUCGUUCUUCUCGUCGACCGUUUAUAGAUGAUUCUACUCGCUUGCACUUUUUCUUUUACUCCUCAUUGUUCCGUACUACACUACUAUCUCCUGGUAUUAAUGUUGACACUCGACAGUGGCAGCGAUUUUUGCUAUUGUGUGCCUAUCAAGAACGGAAGUUUAUUCGUGGUCACACUGUAUAAUAUCUUUCAGUUUCAAAAAAAGUUGUACAUGAAACGAGACUUUUUACUUCAGACGCUGCCGUGUCUGCUCGAUAACAUUGAUUUGUCACGAUCAGAAAAUGUUUCUACAGUUGGACUUGGAUUGGAAAAGGAAAAAAUAUUAAUAUGGUAGAAGACUCCUGUCUUAGUCUUUCAU
Messenger RNA from Amoebophrya sp. A120, 7304 nucleotides. NCBI's taxonomy places the organism in Eukaryota, Dinophyceae, Syndiniales, Amoebophryaceae. The record is from the annotation of a GenBank genome assembly.